CCGCGCUGACGGUCGUCAAUAUUCCACGGCCAUAAACUCAUAGCUGGCCGGUGCCGGCUUCGUCGCGGUCAUGGGCAAGGGCGCGCAGCGCUCCCCGGCGCACAUGAGCGAGGCGGAGGAGAAGACGACGGCCGACGUCCUCAUCGGCGGCUACCUGUACGACGUCGCGUCUUUCAAGCACCCCGGCGGGUCCAUCGUCAAGUUUCUCACGAAUAACGGCGACGCCACGGAAGCGUUCGAGGAGUUCCACGGGCGCUCCAAGAAGGCCCAGGCGAUGCUGCGCAGCCUGCCCAAGGUCGCGGCGCCCCGCGACGUCCUCGACGCGCGCGAGGGGAACGGACGGACCGAUCUCACGCGAGGCUACGCCCGGCUGCGGGAGGAGUUCGCCCGCGAGGGCCGCUUCGACCCGAACAGGAGCGAGAUCGUCUACCGGGUCGGCGAGGUCGUGCUCAUGCACGUCGUCGGCGCCUACCUCGUCCUCGCCACCGGAUACGCGGCCGCGGGCAUCAUCCUGCUGGGCCUCGCCUCGGGCCGCUGCGGCUGGCUCAUGCACGAGGCGGGCCACUACUCGCUGACGGGCGAGAUUUCGGUCGACCGCGCCCUCCAGGAACUUAUUUACGGCGUGGGCUGCGGCAUGUCGGGCGCCUGGUGGCGCAACCAGCACAACAAGCACCACGCGACGCCCCAGAAGCUGCAGCACGACGUCGAUCUAGACACGCUGCCCUUGGUGGCCUUCCACGCCAAGAUCGCGGCGCGGGCCAGAAGCCCCCUCGUCAAGCUCUGGCUGCGGCUGCAGUGCUACCUGUUCAUCCCCGUCUCGUGCCUGCUGGUCGCCUUGGGCUGGCAACUCUACCUGCAUCCGAGGCACGCGCUGCGGACGAAGCGGAAGCGGGAGUUGGCGUGCAUGGCCCUCCGCUACGUCCUGCUCUUCGGCGUCGUGUUGAGGGGCAUGGACCACCCCGUCUGGGCGUACCUGGCGUACAACCAGGUCGCCGCGAGCUACAUCUUCACGAACUUCUCGCUGAGUCAUACCCACUUGCCGGUCACCGAGGCGGACGAGUUCGUGCACUGGGUCGAGUACGCCGCGAAGCACACCACGAACAUCUCGCCCAGUCCCCUGUGCAACUGGUGGAUGGCCAACCUGAACUUCCAGGUCGAGCACCACCUCUUCCCGGCGAUGCCCCAGUUCCAGCACAAGCACAUCUCGCCGCGCGUGCGGGCGUUCUUCGAGGCCCACGGCCUGGUGUACGACGUGCGGCCCUACUUCUCGUGCCUGCGGCAGACGCUCGCGAACCUGCACGCCGUCGGCCACUCCACGAAGGACGACUGAUGCGGCGGUUCCCUCGUCUCGUCUCUCGUCGCAGCACGGGGCCUAACGAACAGCCGGUAUAGUACCUACGCCUGUUCUCUCAGCAACUCGGAAGCGACGACGUCGAGCUGAUUCCUAGAUCCGCGUUUCCCUCCCCUUGGCUCAUGUGAAAAAGAGGAGGAUAGCUCCCCCGGCGUGCACCUCUCGGCCCAAACCCGAAUUAGCACGGGACUAUAUGAGUCUCAGAGUUUAGCU
Messenger RNA from Pelagomonas calceolata, 1564 nucleotides. NCBI's taxonomy places the organism in Eukaryota, Pelagophyceae, Pelagomonadales, Pelagomonadaceae. The record is from the annotation of a GenBank genome assembly.